AUGAUUGACAUUGGCCAGCAGGAAACUCGCCGCGUCGGCAAUCAUAAGAAGAACAGCGUUGCAGUUCAGAAGGACAUCAGCUUGUUCACGAACACUGUGAAGGGAGAGCUGCACCCACUGUCGGUGCCAACCAACUCCGCAAGGCCUCUCGUUGAGCCAGCAUCUUGGUCUCGCAGACCUACUGACGAGGCCCAUGUACUCAAUGGCCAGAACCCGGAGCAGAAGGCCUAA
This is a messenger RNA of Fusarium verticillioides 7600, 231 nucleotides long. RefSeq lists its product as hypothetical. The record is from RefSeq and is a predicted model, not a curated record. The transcript is spliced from 5 exons. NCBI's taxonomy places the organism in Eukaryota, Fungi, Ascomycota, Sordariomycetes, Hypocreales, Nectriaceae. The coding region runs from base 1 to 231 and encodes 76 amino acids.